AUGCUCAAAAAAGCUCAUAACAAUUUGACAGUAUUCACAACACAUAGUUCCAAACUCCAAUCAUUUAUUGGUGUACAUCAGAUAGAACAACAAGUACAUACAUUUCAAAGGUUUGUCGAAGAUCAGGAAAAUGACGAAAGAGCUAACAAAAUUGACAUCAGAAUAAGGCAAAAUGGUGCGAUAGAAAAGAUACUAAGUGAUGUAGAAUCAACAGAAUCCCUGGGAGAAGUAAUGGUUGUUAAAACAGAAAUAGCCUUGAAUAGAGAAACAAGUGUGAGUAGGAAAGCACAAGUCCAGUCAAGACUUCAAUCCAACAUAAACAAUAUGGAAAUGAAUAUUGAAACCAAAAUAGAUAUAAACAUAAAAGCGUACAGCAGUGACAUGAUUUGUCUGGUGGAUGGCAGAGUUAUAGUUGUGGAAUGGGCAGGAAAAGUAAACCUACUUACUUCUGAUGGCGAACUACAGAAACAAUUACCUAUAGAAGAUGGAGCCUACUGUAUUACACAGGUCAAUCAGAACACUAUAGCCAUAACUUAUCCUAAGACGGGACACAUUCGGAUCUUCAAACUGGAUAAUGAAACGGUUACCAAAGUUAUCUCAUUAGAACUACCAUGUUAUGGUUUAUCAUUCUCCAAUGAUUCUCUGGCUGUAGGUUUGCGUGUUGAUGAAAUCCGUAUUAUAGACUUGGAAGGAAAUACAGUGAAUUCAAUACAAGUUGAGAGUAAAUCCGGACUGUUUAACCUUGUAUACUGUAAUGACAGGCUGGUCUAUUGUGACGAGGUAGGUAAAGCAGUAUACUGUGUGGAUGGGUCAGGUAAACAGAUCUGGCAAUAUGCACAGGAUUUAACAGGACCAAGAGGACUUUGUACAGAUACUUAUGGUAACAUUAUUGUAACAGACGGUAGAGCAGAUAGAAUAAUAGUAAUAUCAAAGGAUGGACAGAAUAGUAAAGUACUGAUUAGUGAUGAGGAUGAACUAAAGUGUCCCUGGUGUAUUUGUUUUAAGAAGAACGAGAAUUUAGGUUAUAUUUGUAAUAUCAAUGCCACAUGCUUGGUAAAAUUCAUUUUAUCUUCAGUAUAA
Molecule: messenger RNA, 1080 nt
Organism: Mytilus trossulus (common blue mussel)
Lineage: Eukaryota; Metazoa; Mollusca; Bivalvia; Mytilida; Mytilidae
Exons: 1
Coding region: 1-1080 (359 amino acids)
Molecular function (GO): protein binding
Source: RefSeq, a predicted model, not a curated record